Messenger RNA from Populus euphratica (Euphrates poplar), 2645 nucleotides. RefSeq names its product Flavodoxin family protein. Gene Ontology annotation, cellular component: cytosol. Lineage: Eukaryota; Viridiplantae; Streptophyta; Magnoliopsida; Malpighiales; Salicaceae. The transcript is spliced from 12 exons. Bases 164 to 2056 code for a protein of 630 amino acids. The record is from RefSeq and is a predicted model, not a curated record. Gene Ontology annotation, molecular function: flavin adenine dinucleotide binding; NADPH-hemoprotein reductase activity; FMN binding.
AUUUGGGCCAGGGUACAAGAUCCAUAUACAAAUUGAAAACUGGGUCCAACGCGGCCAACAAUGAUACCCUCAUCCUUUCCUUUCUCUUCAGCUCCUCAGAUUCCACAAGCAUAAAUUAAUUUGGUUUUUCCUUCACAGUAAUUGAUUGUUGAGUUUUAUAGUGAUGGUAAAGGAACCAGCAAAGCUACUGAUACUAUACGCUUCUCAAACCGGAAACGCUUUGGAUGCGGCGGAGCGUAUUGGCCGCGAAGCCGAGCGACGAGGCUGCGCCGCCUCUGUUCGCUCUAUCGACGAUUUUGAUGCUAGUUCUUUACCUCACGAGGACAAUGUAAUUUUUGUUGUUUCCACCACAGGUCAAGGAGAUACACCAGAUUCCAUGAAGUCGUUUUGGAAGUAUCUUCUGCAGAGAAAUAUUGCUAAGAAUUGGCUGGAAGGAGUUCAUUAUGCUGUUUUCGGAUUGGGUGAUUCUGGCUACCAGAAAUAUAAUUUUGUGGCAAAGAAGCUUGACAGAAGAAUUUCAGAUCUUGGGGCAACAGCUGUUGUUGAAAGAGGUUUAGGAGAUGAUCAGCAUCCUUCAGGGUAUGAAGGUGCUUUGGAUCCUUGGAUGUCAUCCUUGUGGAACAUGCUGUAUCAGAUUAACCCUAAAUUCUUCCCAAAUGGUCCAGAUUUUGUGAUAUCAGAUACAAAACUCAUCAAUCAACCUAAAUUUCAAAUAACAUAUCAUGAAAUUGACGAGGUCGACUUACAAUCAUCUUCUGCUCCAGGUCUUGAUCAUGUGCUGAUGCAAACUGGUAGAGCUCGGUCCAUGUCUCCUGGAAAAGUUUCUCAUAUCAAGAAUAUUCCUGACUGCUUUCUUAAAAUGAUCAAGAAUCAACCAUUGUGUAGAGCUGGCUGUGGAAAAGAUGUGCGCCAUUUUGAAUUUGAGUUUGUUUCAUCUAUAAUUGAAUAUAGAGUUGGUGAUGUCCUGGAAGUUCUUCCUGGUCAAGAUCCUGCUGCAGUGGAUGCUUUCCUUCAGUGUUGUAAUUUGAAUCCUGAAUCUCUCAUCACUGUGCAUCCUAUAGGGAUGGAGAGUCGUCAUUGUGAUGCUGAAGGCAAUGACUACAAAGUCCCUAUAAAAUUGAAAACUUUCGUGGAAUUGACCAUGGAUAUUGCAUCAGCUUCCCCUAGGCGUUAUUUCUUUGAGGUUAUGAGUUAUUUUGCAACAGCCGAACAUGAAAAGGAGAGACUUCAAUACUUUGCCUCUCCUGAAGGAAGAGAUGAUCUUUACCAGUACAACCAGAAGGAACGAAGAACUGUUCUAGAGGUACUGGAAGAUUUCCCUUCUGUGCAAAUGCCAUUUGAGUGGCUGGUGCAGCUGGUUCCUCCAUUGAAAACAAGGGCUUUCUCCAUUUCUUCUUCCCCUUCAGCUCACCCUAAUCAAGUGCACUUGACUGUGAAUGUAGUUUCAUGGACAACUCCCUUUAAGAGGAAGCGAGCUGGUCUCUGCUCUACAUGGCUAGCUGGACUUGAUCCACAAGAUGGUAUGGGUGCAUAUAUUCCAGCAUGGUUUGGCAAAGGCUCCCUUCCUCCUCCACCACUAUCAAUUCCCCUUGUACUCGUUGGGCCUGGUACAGGCUGUGCUCCUUUUCGUGGAUUUGUAGAGGAAAGAGCCAUACAAGACGUGUCCGGCUCAGCUGCUCCUAUUAUGUUCUUCUUUGGUUGUCGAAAUCAGGAGAAUGACUUCUUGUACAAGGAUUUUUGGUUGUCUCAUGCAGAAAACGGUGGACCACUAUCCGUAGCAAGGGGUGGAGGGCUUUAUGUAGCCUUCUCAAGAGAUCAACCACAAAAAGUUUAUGUGCAGCAUAAGAUGCGGGAACAGAGCCAGAGGGUUUGGAAUUUGUUAGUGGAGGGAGCUUCAAUAUAUGUCUCUGGUUCAUCAACCAAAAUGCCUUCAGAUGUAAUGUCAGCCUUGGAGGAAAUUAUAUCCAAAGAGGCUGGAGUUUCGAGGGAAACUGCUGUUUUGCAGCUUAGGAGAUUGGAAAAGGAUGGUAGAUACCAUGUCGAAGCAUGGUCUUGACCCCUGCUGGGUUCUUGCAUCAUGGGACAAUUCCCCACUGCAAGGAACUAAACUAGCUUCUAGUUUGUGUGAGAGUACUGGGGACCUCAAAUUGAUGGUAAGAGGAUAUUAGUCCAAGACACAGCAUUUGUAAGGGUAAUUUUUAUCCAUGGGGACUUAAACCUGCCCCAAUUACUAUAUCCAUCAAAUAAUGGGAUUUGAAAUUGUUUUGAAUAUUACAUAAUACAGUUGAGUCGUCAGCUUCAACUUUGGAAGUCAAAACUUGCUGAAUUUCAGGGCCAAAUAGAUUACACGUUAGUUUACAACCAAAUAGCAGCAAAUUAAUGCUCUAUAUUCUCCCCCUGUAUUCCAUUUCCAUUUCUAUGACGGGCAACGAAGGAGCUUCCUUUUGAAUCUGAACUUGGAUUAUAAGAGCAUCCAGGGUGAGUUCUUUGUUUUUGAUUGCUUUCCAAGUAUUGCUUCAAUAUAAAUUGAGGUUGGCCAACAUGGUGUGACAAUGUUCUAAACAACUUACCUCCACCAAUGUCUUUUCUGAAAGAAGGUUGGGCAUAAAUCGGAGUCACACCCAAUGAAAUGAAGAUUUAAGUCU